CGGCGGUGUCGUCACAGGUGCGCGACGGAGUGGAGGGUGGCGCUCCGGAGGCGUCGCUGCAGCCCGAGGGGAGCGACCCGGCGGGGGAAGCGCGGCGCGGCGACGACCACCAGCCAGCCUUAGCCGGUGAGUUCCGCCGCUGAGCGCGUCUCGGCCCUCGGGACCCGCUCCGGUUUCUAGAUCCGCGGCUAGAAAGGCGAGUGUGUGAACGCGGCGAACACGUGUCUCCCGCGCGGCAACGCUCCUCCGGGAAACGGUGAAUUUGUUGGAAGAGGAUCAAUUCUAACAGUCUCUGAAGAAAGAUACUGCUAUCUUGGAAGAAAUGGUGGUUUUCACAUGUAACGCAUGUGGAGAGUCUGUGAAAAAGGGACAGGUUGAAAAGCAUGUAAUUGUGUGCCGCAAUUGCCAAUGCCUUUCUUGCAUGGAUUGUGGUAAAGAUUUCUGGGGUGAUGAUUAUAAAUGUCAUGUGAAGUGCCUAAGUGAAGACCAGAAAUAUGGUGGCAAGGGUUAUGAAGCCAAAGCUCACAAAGGAGAUGUCAAACAGCAGGAAUGGAUUCAGAAGAUUCAUCAAGCGAUAAAGGAAACCAACAUUAACCCCAAAGUUCGAGAUAUUUUGGAGCAGAUGUAUACCUAUGACAACAUUCCAAGAAAAAAGGGCAAGUUUCAGAACUGGAUGUCUAACAGUUUGAAAAUACAUAGCACUGCACUGCAGGACCAGGUGUGGGACAUUUUUUCACAAGCUACCAGAAAGGAGACAGCUGAAAACCAGUCUGCAAACAGUGAAGUUAUGCCAACGCCAUCAGAAGACAACCAAGUAAAAAUGGAGAAACCUGCAAAGAAAAAGAAUAAAAGGGAACAAAAGGAAGAGAGGAAAAAUAUGAAAAAGGCAAAAGAAUUAAGGUUGCAAGUUCAGCCAGAGGGCCUAGAUCUCAAAAAAAGUAAGAAGUCUAAGAAAGAAGAGAGAGAAAAUGAGAAUGGAAAUAUUUCCAAAAGGAAUGGCUUGAAGUUGACAAAGCAGCAGCAAGCAGAUGUUUCAGCUGAACUGGAAAUGAAUGGAAACGGUGUCAGUACAAAAGAGGCAGGGACCAAAGCAAAUGGGAAGAAACGCAAGCGUAACGUCUCUGAAGAUGUUGACGAAUCUCCCAUUGCACAAAAAAGAAUGAACAAUUCAGAAACCGAAGAAAAUGAGGAUCAGCUUCAAGGUAAAUUCAAUUGGAAGGGAACUAUAAAAGCUGUUCUGAGGAAAGCACCUGACAAUGAACUGCCAAUGAAAAAACUAAGGAAGAAGGUUUUAUCACAGUAUUAUGCAGUGGCAGGUGAUCAUCAUCAUAAGGCUGAAGAAGAAAUUCUGGCCCUGUUCAAUAAGAAAGUCAGCAACAAUCCUAAAUUUAGAGUUUUAAAGGAAAAGGUUAAGCUUAUAAAAUAGCUUUUUAGUUCUAAAAUAAGGAUUUUUAAUAUGUCCCCAGUUUUGUUAUCAGAUGUAAAGAGAUUUUUCAGAUGUAUAUGGCAGCAAACCUUGCCUGUAUUUGAUUGUGAAUUUCCUUUUAUUUCACAUACAGUUUGUACUGAUUAAAAGUUACUUUUAGGAAAAAA
Podarcis raffonei (Aeolian wall lizard) is the source of this 1593-nucleotide messenger RNA. RefSeq names its product Ly1 antibody reactive (gene LYAR). Lineage: Eukaryota; Metazoa; Chordata; Lepidosauria; Squamata; Lacertidae. The transcript has 9 exons. Gene Ontology annotation, molecular function: DNA binding. Gene Ontology annotation, biological process: rRNA processing; negative regulation of transcription by RNA polymerase II. The record is from RefSeq and is a predicted model, not a curated record. Gene Ontology annotation, cellular component: nucleolus. Bases 323 to 1426 code for a protein of 367 amino acids.